AUGACUAAUGUUGGUUGUAUGUGGUUGAUGCCUGAAUUUAUAUCUGGUGUCGACGGUUUUGUGGACUAUGCAAUGACACUGGAACCUUUUCAACUUAAUGGCUUGGUUAAAUGUCCUUUUAGUAAAUGUAAAUGUUGGAAUUAUGAAAAACCUGAUAUUGUUAAGCUUCAUCUCUAUCGAAAUAGGUUUAAAAAAGAUUAUACACUAUGGGCUAGUCAUGGAGAAGUUGAUAAUAGUUUUUUCAUAUCUCAAUACUAUGUUGCUGGUGGAAAUUGUGGGGUGGUGGAACUUGAUUUGGAAGCUUCUAGUCGGCCUCUAUAUAAGGGGAGUCCACACUCUCAAUUGUCUAUUACUGUUAGAUUAUUAAGUAUCAAGUUAGAUUUGAAUAUUCCUCAAGGGGCAAUGGAUGCUGUGAUUGACCUUAUGCAUGAAUUAGUUGACCUGAAUCUAGAGAUACCUUGUAAUUUCUACAAGGCAAAGAUGUUGGUGUCAAAGUUAGGAUUGCUGUCGAUAAGAAUCGAUUGUUGUAAAAACGGCUGCAUGUUAUACUACAUGGAUGACAUUGAACUAGAAUCUUGUAAGUAUUGUCAAAGAGCUCAUUUUAAAAAAGCUCCUAGUGGGAAGAAAGUUGUUGUGAAGGUGAUGCAUUACUUACCUCUUAUACUAAGGCUAAAGAGGUUAUAUGUAUCAAAUAGGUUAGCUCCUCACAUGAGACGGCAUCAUAAAAAUAGAAGACCACCUAGAGUUAUGUGUUAUCUAUCUGAUAGAGAGGCCUGGAAGCAUUUUGAUAGAAAAUAUCCAGAGUUUAUAGCCGAACCAAGGAACAUUAGGUUGGGUUUAUGUUCAGAUGGAUUCACUCCAUACUCUGUUUCUGUUGCACCAUAUUCUUGUUGGCCUGUAUAUUUGACACCAUAUAAUCUUCCACCUGAGAUGUGCAUGACCAGUCGUUAUAUAUUUCUUAAUUAUAUUAUUCCUGGCCUGCGUAACCUAAAAAUCUUAAUUGAUGUAUACUUGCGACCUUUGAUUGAAGAGUUGAAUCAAUUGUGGAUUGAGGGGGUUGAAAUAUUUGAUGUGUCGCUUAAGAAAAAUUUUAAUUUACAGGCUGUCUUAAUGUGGACUAUUAGUGAUUUUCCUACUUACGAAAUGUUGUCUGGGUGGAUGACAGCUGGCAAGUUAGAAUGUCCUUACUGUAUGGAAAAUACUAAAUCAUUCACUUUGAAACAUGGCCAAAAAACUUGUUGGUUUGAUUGUCACUGUCAGUUUUUGCCCAUGGACCAUGAGUUUAGGAAUAUGAAAAAUGCAUUUAGAAAGAAUAAAAUUGAUCGAGACUAUCCACCUCCAAUCUAUAUGGGGGAACAUGUUUGGGAGAGGGUUCGACACUAUCCAAAGGUUACAGAAGAACAACCGUACAAAUUUGAUGGGACUAUUGGAAAUAAUAAAUGGAGUAUCAAGCAACAACAUAGAAUUGAAGGCUCAAUGUACGAAGCCUAUAUUGCUAGGGAAAUGGCCAAUUUUUGUUCGUAUUACUUUGCAAGUGAUGUUCAAUGUUCAAGAAGUAGGCCCAAUCAUCAUGACGAUGGUGGUGUGGUUGCUAGAGAGCCGUUAUCAAUCUUUAAUCAACCUGGCGAAGGUUCAAAAAAUCGUACACGGAGGCAUCUUAGUUCAAUGGAGUUUAAGUCUGCAUCAAUACAUGUCUUGUUGAAUUGCCCUCAAGUUAAACCAUUUCUUGAGUAA
Messenger RNA from Capsicum annuum, 1734 nucleotides. RefSeq lists its product as uncharacterized. The transcript is spliced from 3 exons. Lineage: Eukaryota; Viridiplantae; Streptophyta; Magnoliopsida; Solanales; Solanaceae. The record is from RefSeq and is a predicted model, not a curated record. Bases 1 to 1734 code for a protein of 577 amino acids.